AUUAAUUAUAUACUAGUAUUAUAUUUAAUUUGACAAGACUCGCUCCAUGAUAGGAUAGCAUAAGCAUUAAGCACGACGGUGAGUUUGCUCAUCCCUUCCCUAAUUAGCACUCAACAGAAGCAUGGUAGAUCCGGCGGCUAGUGAAUUGGUGCCACCACCAUCUUCACCCACCAACUCUUCCAUUUCUUCUUCUGAUCUUGAUACCGAGUCUACGGGAUCAUUCUUCCAUGACAGAAGCACCACUCUCGGCACACUCAUGGGAGUAACCUUCCCAGUCCCACCCAUUGCCUUCAGACCCCCUUCUCAUUCUCCGAGCCCGAUCAUCGUCGCGGACCGCCGGAGGAGGUGGUGGCGCUUCUGCAGUCACGGUCAACCGACCCGUUCUUCGUUGGGUCAGUUCCUCGAGGUGGAACGCCGAUACGGGACAGCGUUGUUUGCCGAUGGAAGAGUUCUUCCGCCGGCUGUCAUUGACGACGGAGCAUCUACGCCGGAAAGUCUUUGUAGUAGAUUCCCGGUUUCGCUCACCGGGAUCUGUAGCGGCGGUGCUGGAUUUGGAUAAUUGCUUAAGUAACCGGCUUAUGCAUUUUCAAUAUAUGUUUAGUUUAAGAAAGAAAAUGUCAAUAUAUGUUUGUAACAAAAAGUGUCAAUGUAUGUUAUAACUUUUUUAAAAAAUGCUAUUCCUAGUUUAAUUGAUGUC
Molecule: messenger RNA, 697 nt
Organism: Lotus japonicus
Lineage: Eukaryota; Viridiplantae; Streptophyta; Magnoliopsida; Fabales; Fabaceae
Exons: 2
Coding region: 122-559 (145 amino acids)
Source: RefSeq, a predicted model, not a curated record